UCCCCAGACGGGGGGGAUGAGUCACAGCCCUGCCCGGCUCCCAGACGCCUCCGGGGCAUCGCUGCCCCUUGGCCUGCCUUGCUCUUGCUCCUGCCCUUGCCCGGCCUGGCCUGGUCCGGUUCGGUCCGGUCUGGUCCGGUCCUGCCCGCUCCGGUUGGACCCCCCACCCCCCCCUCACCGGCCUCUGCUUCCUCGAGGGGCCCGGGACGGGGGAGGAGCGGGGCCUUGCCCGGUCCUUGCCCGGCGGGCCCGAAGGAGCGGACAUGUCUCAUGCGGCGGCCGAGCCAGGCCGGGACGGAGCCGAGUCCACCGUAUUCGUGCUGCUGGAGGACGGGCGCUCGGACGACGCCGUUCAGCUGCUCAGCCUGAAUUCCCUCCUGCCAGAAUCUGGCAUCGUCGCGGACAUUGAACUAGAAAACAUCCUGUCCCUGACCCAGGACAGCUUCUACGAGCUGAAGAGCCAACCCCUAGGCACCAGCCUCCCCGCCCUGCAGAGCCCCCCGGGCCCGCCGGCAGCGGCCCCCGGCGCCCCCGGCCUGCCCGUCGGGGCCUCCACCAUGUCGUCGCGCGUCCUGUUGCGCCAACAGCUGAUGCGGGCCCAGACGCAGGAGCAGGAGCGGCGGGAGCAGCAGCAGCAGGCGGCGUCGGCCCAGUUUCUGGCGGAGCGGGCCGCCCCUCCCGUCCCCGCCACCCCCGCCAUCAGCGUCAACAGCGCCAUGGGCCGGCCCGCACCCGCCCAGGUGCCCAUGGAGGUUCUGAAGGUCCAGACGCACCUGGAGAACCCCACCAAGUACCACAUUCAGCAGGCCCAGCGGCAGCAGGUGAAACAGUACCUGUCCACCGCACUGGGCCCCAAGCUGGCUUCCCAGGCCUUGGCGCCGCCCGUGCCUCCGCCCGCCCCCAGCCCGCAACCCGAGGGCCCGGUCCUGCCCCCGCCCAGCGGCAGUGCCCCCAACAGCCCCAUGGCCAUGCUCAACAUCAGCUCCAACUCAGAGAAGGAGAUCGAUGAUGUCAUCGAUGAAAUCAUCAGCCUAGAGUCAAGUUACAAUGACGAGAUGCUCAACUACCUGCCCGGAGGAGGGGCCGGGCUGCAGCUGCCCAGCACGCUGCCGGUGUCCGGGAACCUCCUGGACGUCUACAACGGGCAAGGCGUGACGACCCCGGCCAUCACUGUGAGCAAUUCCUGCCCGGCUGACCUGCCCAACAUCAAGAGAGAGAUCUCAGAGAAUGAGGCGAAGGCCCUCCUGAAGGAGCGGCAGAAGAAGGACAAUCACAACCUGAUCGAGCGGCGGCGGCGUUUCAACAUCAACGACCGCAUCAAAGAGCUGGGCACCCUGAUCCCCAAGUCCAAUGACCCGGAGAUGCGCUGGAACAAAGGCACCAUCCUGAAGGCCUCCGUGGAUUACAUCCGCAAGCUGCAGAAGGAGCAGCAGCGUUCCAAGGACAUGGAAAGCCGGCAGCGCAGCCUGGAGCAGGCCAACCGCAGCCUGCAGCUCCGCGUCCAGGAGCUGGAGCUGCAGGCCCAGAUCCACGGGCUCCUCCCCGCCCCGCUGCCCCCCGACACGCCGAAGCCCGGGCGCCCGGAAGAGGGGGGCUCCUUCCUGGCCGCCCGGCCGCCCCCUCACCCUCCCACCGACUCCAUCCUGGACCUCAACUUCUCCAGCGAUUCCCUGGGGGAGUUAGGGGACCCGUUCCAGCUGGGGCUGGGGCCCGACACGGCCAUCGAGGACAUUCUGAUGGAGGAGGGCGGCCCCGCCGGCUUGUCCCCCCUCGGGGCCGCCGACCCCCUGCUCUCCUCCGUCUCCCCCGGCGCUUCCAAAGGCAGCAGCCGCCGCAGCAGCUUCAGCAUGGAAGAGGACUCGUGAUGAACCCUGCUCUGCCCUUACAGACUCAGGCUGUCAGCCCCCUGAGGCUCACACUUCCACCUCUGGGCUCCCUUCUCAGCUCCGUCCCCGCCUCAGAAGGGCCCGUGUGCUCUCUGCAGCCCACCCCAAGCCGGAGGGACUCCCCGGACCCGGGCAUCUCCGCCUGCCCCCCAACCGUGCCACUACACUUUCCCUUCAUCUCCUGUUCCCUCACUCUCUCUCUUCCGAGGCCCUUCCCUGGAAGGGAGCACUGGGGUGCCGGAGGUGACGGGACGGAGGGGGAUGAGGACGAGAGCCAGUCGAGGCCUUCUGCCCGGGGAGGGCUCCAGUUCCUCCUCCGUCGCCCGAGGGAGGGAGACCCUCUGGCCCCAGGGCCCUCAAGGAGGGUCCCGAACCCUCUCGGUGUUGCUGAGUAGGAGAAAUGGAAAACCGAGGCUGCCCGGCUUCCCGGCGUCUUCCUUUAAGGGGGCUGCUCUGGGGGCAAGAAGGCAGAGUGAGGAAGCAUCCCAGGGGAGGGAAUGGAGUUUAGGCAGGAGGGCUCCCCUGGGCUUCCCCGCUCCCACUGGACAGAGGUGGGGGGGAGUGGGGGGAAUAAUCUCCCAUCACUUCCCCUUCCCUCCCCGCAGGACAAAGGGAGCCAUCCACGGCUCCAGUCUCCUCGCCCCGGGCUGGCGGACUUCACCCCGGAGGUGGCCUGAAAGCGGGGUGGGCAGGGCAGGCCGUCGUGUGCCCUGGGGGCUGGAUGCCAUGUUGCCCUCCAGCUCCGAUUCGCUGACAUUUUUUUUUAAAGGACGUUGGGAGGGGGCACUCUUUACAUUUUUUUUUUUAAUUGAAACUGAGACCCCGGCCCAACAUCACGGCCUCUGCCUAAAGCUGAGAAAUAAAUCAUACCGGCCCCCUG
Molecule: messenger RNA, 2766 nt
Organism: Tachyglossus aculeatus (Australian echidna)
Lineage: Eukaryota; Metazoa; Chordata; Mammalia; Monotremata; Tachyglossidae
Gene: TFE3
Product: transcription factor binding to IGHM enhancer 3
Exons: 10
Coding region: 264-1865 (533 amino acids)
Biological process (GO): regulation of transcription by RNA polymerase II; positive regulation of DNA-templated transcription; regulation of osteoclast differentiation
Cellular component (GO): nucleus
Molecular function (GO): RNA polymerase II cis-regulatory region sequence-specific DNA binding; DNA-binding transcription factor activity, RNA polymerase II-specific; protein dimerization activity
Source: RefSeq, a predicted model, not a curated record